Messenger RNA from Mizuhopecten yessoensis (Yesso scallop), 2208 nucleotides. RefSeq names its product hemicentin-2-like. Gene Ontology annotation, biological process: cell-cell adhesion. The transcript is spliced from 13 exons. Gene Ontology annotation, molecular function: cell adhesion molecule binding. Gene Ontology annotation, cellular component: cell-cell junction. The record is from RefSeq and is a predicted model, not a curated record. The annotation marks the transcript as partial. Lineage: Eukaryota; Metazoa; Mollusca; Bivalvia; Pectinida; Pectinidae.
AUGGUCUUUCAACUGUGCGUUUGACCCCGCCGACUACAUCCUACACUCCUAUAGAGGGACAGACUCCCCCUACCGUCACGUGUUCGUCUGACUGUAACCCAGUCUGUACCUACAGCUGGACAAAGGAUGGACAGCCCCACACAACAGGGUCAGAUCUCCAGCUCACCAACAUACAACGUGGUCGGACGGGCGUGUACAGGUGUACGGCCAGUAACGGUUACGGGAGUCGGACGUCUAGUGACGUCACUGUUACUGUAGAGUAUGGUCCUGGAACUUCUACUUCAAUUUCACCACCGGACACUACCUACACCAAGACUGAGGGGGACACGUUACCGGACAUCUCCUGUACAGCUGACUGUAGACCUGGAUGUACCUUUGUCUGGACAAAACCUGACAACACCAACUUUCCUGCCUCAGCUGUGUUGUCACUGGGACAACUGGACAGAUCAGAACACGGGACUUACAGAUGUACUGCUAGAAAUAUUGCCGGGGAGUCAACUACAAGUGUUAUCGUGACAGUGCAGUAUGGGCCAGGAGACAGCACUACGUUCGAACCGAUGCAAGAGGUAGUAGAGAGAAUUGAAAACCAGACUGUCCCAAACAUAAAAUGUUCUGCUGACUGUAGACCGCCAUGUACGUAUAGCUGGUCCAAAGUAGGUAUAGUUCGUCCAAAUCCACUGUCUCUGUUGAAGGUCACGAGGAACAACGCUGGAACAUACACGUGUACAGCUAACAACACCAUCGGCAAAGGAACGAAAGACUGGAACCUAAUCGUCAAAUUUCCUCCUGAAAUAGACAGUCUUCAUUACAACCAAGGAGAUGCUGAUGUGACGGAACACGGAUCGAAGACUCUCAUUUGUAAGGUGGAGAGUGUCCCAUCGUCUACAAUAACAUGGUACUACACAAACAAUGAUACACAACUGUUAACCGCAACAGAUGUACUGGAAAGUAGAUACAUACUGACUUCUGCUGGCUGUCUGGACACAGGAAUGUACACCUGUUCUGCCAGGAACAGUGUAUCUAACACAGCAGUGACCAAGGACAUACGGAUCAACGUUUUGUGUUCGCCGCGCCUUGAUCCGAGAGUGUUCACAGACCGAGAGAUUGGGUUGGCUACUCAUGAUAAUCUAACUAUGAAAGCCAUUUUUCUGUCAAACCCGGAACCCUCAUCAUUCAUAUGGACUUUCCAAAACUCUUCAAAUAAUUCUUUUACUCGGCUAAACAACGGGACAGACAGCUUUGUUAUACAUAAUCCCCCUUUUACAUCGAACCUGUCAGUUUUGUCAAUGGGGACACGUACGAACAUACAAGAGGCCUGGUUUGGAUUAUAUAAUGUAACGGCAAUCAACAGUGAGGGCAAAGGGACACUCACUUUCACAGUUGCUGCUACAGAAAAUCCGAAUCCCACUAAGAUUUUUUUAGUUGAUUGUGGAAAGCAAAUGUCUGCCAAAGUAUCGUGGAAGGACGGUGGAAACUCCCAGUUUUACCGUGUUUUAUUCAGCAUGGACGCCUUUGAACAUUCAAAAAAAGUGUAUCCCGUGACAAUUGCAUUUGAAAAAGGGAGGAACAUGUAUAGUUUGAAUGUGGACAAUUUAGUGGGAGGACGACUAUAUACAUUUAAGGUUGCAGCGUACAACACCUACGGUAAUUCAACAUCCUCUGAUGCUGUUGGAUGUACAAUUCAGGCAGAAUGUUCCUGCAGUACCGACAACAUGUAUGUAACAGCAGUUGCCCUGAUUUGUACCAGUGUUCUCAUGCUGCUGUUAAUAUUUGGACUUGGAAUACUCAUUAGUCGUCAGCAUCUGAAACAAAGUGAAUUUCAGAACGUGCAACUUUCAGAACGAGCUGUGACACCUAAUAAAGAGGAGGACGAACGACCUCCAUAUGACCAACUCGAUACGAAUGAAAUUGCCAAGGCAUCUGUGUACUCCGAAAUAGGAAGUCAUCUUCCAGGUCGCCGGAAAGAUCCAGUCAAUGACAACAGAGAAUACGAGUCAUUGGAGGGUCGGUCUAACCCAAACGUCUAUGAAGAUCUCCAUGGUACAACAUCUGGUGACAAAGAAAUAUACAUCAACACCGCAGUUGCUGAAGGGGGUUCUGGCUCCGGAAGUUAAUCCAUCUGGUUCACAAGAAAUAAUAUUAAUGAACAACCCGAGGAAGCUUCAAUUAAUACGUCAGCUUUUCAAAAGAUUUCUAUUGGACUAUCAA